AUGGCCAAGGACAGCCGUCAAUUCACAGCCUUCACCGUUCCGGGCAGAGGCCUUCACUCGGCCAGCGCAACCUUCCAACGCGCUUUGGAUGGCGUGAUCGGUGUGGACAUGGAGCCGUUCGCCUUCGCCUAUUUGGACGAUAUCAUCGUUAUAGGCGCCACGGAGGAACAACAUUUGUCCAACCUGGCCGAAGUCUUCCGUAGGCUGCGGAGGGCGAACCUGAAGGUGAAUCCAAAGAAGUGCGCGUUCUUCAGGAGGAGGUUAGUUUACCUAGGCCACGUGAUUAGCGCCGAAGGGGUACAAACCGACCCGGAGAAAGUGACGGCCGUUACCAACCUUAAGUCCCCUACCUGUCUCAAGGAGCUCCGGCAGUGGCUAGGCAUGGCAUCUUGGUAUCGCCGGUUCGUCCCUAACUUCGCAACCGUGGUCCAACCGAUGACGGCCCUGUUAAAGAAAGGCCGGAAGUGGUCGUGGUGUCCCGAACAACAGAGUGCGCUGGAGGAGGUGAAAAAGAGGUUAACCACCGCCCCCGUGUUAGGAUGUCCCGACUUCGACAAGACGUUUGUGUUGCAAACUGACGCUAGCGACGUGGGACUAGGAGCAGUCUUGUCGCAAGAUAUCGAAGGCCAGGAGAGGGUCAUCGCGUACGCCAGCCGUCGACUCACGGCCGCGGAGGGCAAUUAUACGACGACGGAAAAAGAGUGUCUGGCCAUUAUAUGGGCCAUUAGGAAAAUGAGGUGCUACUUGGAAGGGUAUCGGUUCGAAGUGGUUACCGACCACCUAGCCCUCAAAUGGUUGAACUCCAUCGAAAGCCCCUCCGGUCGGGUAGCCAGAUGGGCGCUGGAGUUGCAACAAUUCCAGUUCGACGUGCGGUAUGCCACGACGCGCCCACGGCUGGACAUUUGGGCGUCCGAAAAACCGUUUCCCGACUAUCGCAGAGACUUUGUCGGCCCGCUACCUCGGUCGAAGCACGGAAGCACCAUGCUCCUCGUGUUUCAUAACAUCUUUUCCAAAUGGGUGGAGUUGAUCCCGUUACGGAAAGCUACCGCCGCCCAGGUUCAGAAGGCAUUCCGGGAACGGAUACUGGGUCGGGUCGGCAUCCAUCGGAAGUUCGUCUGCGAUAAUGGUACUCAAUUCACCAGUCGCACUUUGAAAGAGUAUUUCAGCACGAUAGGGGUAGAGGUCCAAUAUACUGCCCCAUACUGUCCACAAGAGAACCCUACCGAGAGGACGAAUCGGACUGUCAAGACGAUGAUAGCCCAACUCACCGAGGGAGACCAAAGUUCCUGGGACGAGCUGUUACCGGAAAUAGCGCUCGCCAUCAACGCAAGUGUAUCGGACUCGACGGGAUACAGUCCCGCCUUUCUGACGCAAGGACGCGAACCCAGACUCCCUACUAUGUUAUACGACGAGGUCACCCCUGGAUCGGCGGUGAUAUCUAAGGACCCCGCAGGAAAAGCGCUCCAACUCAGAGGAAUCUUCGACAUCGUCAGAUCCAACCUCCAACGUGCUUCCCAAGAGCAAGCACGUCAUUACAACCUUCGACGCCAAAGACGUUCACGCUCCGCCAACAUCAGCCAACUGAAACCCUAUUACUCAGAGGACUUCGAGAAUGCGGCCGCAGAAGAAGAUGACGAAGCUACCCAGGGAGCCGACACGAGAGGUUAA
Drosophila rhopaloa is the source of this 1668-nucleotide messenger RNA. RefSeq lists its product as uncharacterized. Gene Ontology annotation, molecular function: nucleic acid binding. Bases 1 to 1668 code for a protein of 555 amino acids. The record is from RefSeq and is a predicted model, not a curated record. Gene Ontology annotation, biological process: DNA integration. Lineage: Eukaryota; Metazoa; Arthropoda; Insecta; Diptera; Drosophilidae. The transcript has 3 exons.